Messenger RNA from Lactuca saligna, 1881 nucleotides. The record is from the annotation of a GenBank genome assembly. Lineage: Eukaryota; Viridiplantae; Streptophyta; Magnoliopsida; Asterales; Asteraceae.
AUGACAAAAGGGUGGUUCUUUGGGUGGCAGGCCGUGGCGUUCUCCUAUCUGUUUAUAAUAUUUUUCACAACCCUUGUGACAUCACAACCACAAACUAACCUACUACUUAGAUCAUGCAGCUUGCUGAACUCGAGGAGUUUCUUCACCAAUCUGAAUCAGACAUUUAGGGAGGUCAGAAGACAGUUAUCCGACAACAACACCUACUUUGCAACUGCUGAGCAGUCUCGCAACAGGGAACCCGUCUACAUGAUGGCACAAUGCAGACUUUAUAUGUCAACGGCUGACUGCCUUGAUUGUUAUGAUGUGGCCACUUCAAAUGCACGUUCUUGUGCAGCUGCGACUGGUGCCCGAGCUGUUCUGGAUGGCUGCUUUCUCAGGUACGAUACUAGACGUUUCUACGAUGAGUCAACACAACCAGGAAAUGUUGGCUUAUGUGGAAACCGCACUGCAAUUAGGCCAAAACGUUUCCAAACAGCAUUGGAUGGAUUGUUAUCAAAUCUCACAAUUGCCACUCCUAGAAUCAAGGAACUUUUUGCAGCCUCCUCUAGUAAUAUUGCUGGUAGCAAUAAAAGUGUCUACGCUAUAGCACAAUGUGCACCAACAUUGGCACCCAACGGUUGCAAGGAAUGCCUACAGAUGGCAUAUUCCAACAUAAUGAAUUGUUUACCUUUCGUUGAUGGAAGGGCACUAGAUACAGGGUGUUUUAUGAGAUACUCGUCCACACCCUUUUUCAGCAAGAAUAAAACCACUAUCAUUGAACCCUUUCUUGGGCAAGGCUUACUGAGCAUCAUUCUUCUGGCCAUAAUUAUAUGGUGUCGUCGAUUGAAAAACAGAAGCACAAAGAAAGGUUACUUAUAUGGGCAAAGUGAUAGACUACAAGAUCCAUUGAAGUAUCGUUACCGUGAUUUAAAGAAGGCAACAAAGAACUUCUCCGAUGAUUACAAACUUGGAGAAGGAGGAUUUGGAGAAGUAUACAAGGGUGAGGUAAAGACUGGAAAUACAAUUGCAGUGAAAAAGCUACUCGUUAGUAGUGCAAAUGCGGAUUUUCAGAAUGAAGUACGAGUACUUAGUAAUGUCCAUCAUCGAAACCUGAUACGCCUUCUUGGGUGUUGUAGUGAGGGACCAGAGUUGCUUCUAGUCCUUGAGUACAUGGAAAAUGGAAGCCUUGAAAAAUUCUUAUAUGGUGAAAGAAAGGGAAUUCUUAACUGGAAACAACGUUAUGAGGUUAUUUGUGGCACAGCGAAGGGUCUUGCUUAUCUACAUGAACAAUACCAUGUGACAAUUAUCCAUAGGGAUAUAAACCCACGCAACAUUUUACUUGAUAAAGAUUUUCAGCCAAAAAUUGCAGAUUUUGGACUUGCAAGGCUUUUACCCGAGGAACAAACCCAUAUUAGCACUAGAGUAGCCGGAACAUUUGGAUAUACAGCACCAGAAUAUGCUAUUCAUGGACAGGUGUCUGAGAAAUCUGACACCUACAGCUUUGGCAUCGUCGUACUUGAAAUUCUCAGCGGCAAGAGGUGUAGUGAUGUGUUGGACUUGUCCCAUCCAGAUCAAUACCUUCUUGAAUAUGCUUGGAGCGUGUACGAGAAUCAAGUGCCCUUAAACCUUAUUGACGAAGCAGUUGACCGAAGUGAGUGCACAGAACGUGAUGUGAUGAAAAUCAUAGAAAUAGCAUUGAUGUGCACUCAGUCAGUGGUUUCCGAGAGGCCAAAAAUGUCUGAAGUUUUAAUGCUUUUAAAUGAUCGAUCAGGAGACCACAAGCCACCAAAUAGAUUGCCUUUCAAUGUUUCAUAUUUAAACGUUCAUGUUGAUGAUCCCUCAUAUGUUGCUUCAAGCACAUCAAACGCUGUCGCAUCAUUGACUGAACUCACGGGUCGCUAA